Messenger RNA from Ambispora gerdemannii, 561 nucleotides. The record is from the annotation of a GenBank genome assembly. Lineage: Eukaryota; Fungi; Glomeromycota; Glomeromycetes; Archaeosporales; Ambisporaceae.
AUGUCCGUAACACAAAUCAAAACAGGCGACUCCAUUCCUAAUAAUGUCUACUUUGGCGAGUUGAAAAAUGGUGAAGAACAGCCGCAAAAAAUUGCUCGUGAUGAAGUAUUCAAAGGAAAAAAAGUUGUCAUCUUUGGAAUUCCGGGUGCCUUUACAUCUGUAUGCAGCGCCAAACAUCUUCCUGAAUUCGUUUCUCACUAUGAAGAGUUUCAAAAGAAAGGAAUCGAUACCGUCGCUUGUGUUGCGGUUAAUGGCAAAACAUCUGAACCUUUAAAAAUACCAAAAUCAACAGACCCAUACGUAAUGAGAGAAUGGGCAAAGGGGCACAACGUCGACCAAAAAGUGAGAAUGCUUGCGGACGGCGACAAAACUUUCCACAGUGCAUUGGGGCUCUUACAAAUACUUCCGUUUUCGGGUGAGCGUGGUCGUCGAUUCUCUGCGUAUGUUGACAAUGGCGUGAUCAAGAUUCUUAAUGUGGAAGAGCCUGGCGCACUUAGUUAUAAAGUUAGUGGUCCUGAAAGGAUGUUGAAGGAUUUAGAAGAGUUGGGUAAGAAACAGUAA